Messenger RNA from Thunnus maccoyii (southern bluefin tuna), 1369 nucleotides. Its product is annotated as carcinoembryonic antigen-related cell adhesion molecule 2-like. The transcript has 7 exons. Bases 25 to 1020 code for a protein of 331 amino acids. Lineage: Eukaryota; Metazoa; Chordata; Actinopteri; Scombriformes; Scombridae. The record is from RefSeq and is a predicted model, not a curated record.
UACACUUCACAUCUUUACGGGACAAUGGAUAAUACCUACAGAUCUAAACAAAACGGAGGACACUCAAAUCUCAGCAGACUUCUAUUGCUGCUGUUUCUGGCAGGCCUUCAGCCAGUACUGUCUACAGAUACAGAGAAUGCUGAACCAGAUGACGAUGAUGAUGAAGGACUGAAAGUAAAGAUUGUUGGUCCGAACUUUGUGACUGUGGGCGUGCCAAGCAGCAUUGAGUGUGUAGCUGACUGCUCUGCAUGUACCUACUCCAUGUCUUUGGAUGGACACAGUGCCCAGGGUCAGGGCAAUGUUCUAGACUUCACUCUUAGCAGCUGGGUGGAGGCCUUAACAGUGACAUGUACAGUCACAGAUGAAGAAGAAGAUGAAGACCCAGAGCAGACUUCAACAGUGACAAAGCAACUGCAGGUAUUAGCUGGACCUGCCAAUGUUACCAUUACAGGUCCUGAUUUGAUGAAUCCCACAGUGAGCCACACCUACAGUUGCCAUGGUUACUGUCGGCCGUCAUGUAUCUAUGCCUGGAAGUCAGAUACAGGCCCAUGGAUCAGGGGUCAAGGGAAUGUUAUAUCUAUCACUCCUCAGAUGCUGGACAGCUCCAAAACUCUCCUCUGCAAAGCCACCAACAGUGUGUCUGGGAUGUUUGUCACCACAGCCAGAAACAUAAAUGUGAUGUUUGGUCCAACAGAGGUCAAGAUCAAAGGCCCCGAUGUGAUAGAAAUUGAAGAAACGUCCAAAUUUGUGUGUACUGCUGAGUGUCUGCCUUCUUGCCGCUAUGUGUUGUCCGUGGACAGUCAGACCGUGAGGGGCAAUGUUGUCGAGAUAACAAUGGAGGAUCCCUUUAAAUCUGUCACUCUUAAGUGUGAGGCACAAAACACUGCCUCAAGGAAGACGGCUACAGCCUUAAAAACUGUACGAAGAAAAGGGUCAGAUCACAACCUGUCCACUCGUCCUGAAGAAACUUCAGCUGUGCUGCUGUUGGCCUUUGUCAUUUCUGCUGUCUUCAUAAUGUGACCCCACUAAAGACAGGUUCUGUGAAUUAAUUCUCAGUGAAGAAAGGUAGUUGGUUUGUGGAGAAUUAAUGAGUCAUGCACUUGUAUUAUUCCUUUCUAUUUGUCUCACAUGUUGACAGUGGGUUGGACCCUGUGUGUACUUUGUAAUAAGUGACGUGGGAAAGUACUUUAACAUCAAAGCAUGCAGGAGGGAGUGUACGCAUGGAACAUAAGAAUUUGUGAAGAUAUUUGAGAGAAGGAUUUUGUACGUAUCAGUUACAAUAUUAUAAUUAGAAUGUGAUCCUACACCUGUCUGUGAAUGUGAAGUCUUAAAAUGUCCAUACAUGAAUAAAAUGCACUGAUGACUCUUA